Molecule: messenger RNA, 1203 nt
Organism: Thlaspi arvense
Lineage: Eukaryota; Viridiplantae; Streptophyta; Magnoliopsida; Brassicales; Brassicaceae
Source: the annotation of a GenBank genome assembly
AUGGCUUUGAAGCUUAACCCUUUGGCAUCUCAGCCCUACAAAUUCCCUUCCUCGGCUCGUCCGCCGAUUCCUACUUUCAGAUCUCCCAAGUUCCUCUGCCUCGCUUCAUCCUCUCCGGCUCUCAGCUCCGGCGCUAAGGAGGUUGAGAGUUUGAAGAAGCCAUUUACGCCACCUAGGGAAGUACACGUUCAAGUCUUGCAUUCCAUGCCACCCCAAAAGAUCGAGAUCUUCAAAUCAUUGGAAGAUUGGGCCGAGCAGAACCUUCUAAUUCAUCUCAAGGAUGUGGAGAAGUCGUGGCAACCCCAGGAUUUCUUACCCGACCCUGCAUCUGAUGGGUUUGAGGAUCAGGUAAGAGAGUUAAGAGAGAGGGCAAGAGAGCUCCCCGACGAUUACUUUGUUGUUCUGGUGGGAGACAUGAUCACAGAAGAAGCGCUUCCCACCUAUCAAACUAUGUUGAACACUUUGGAUGGAGUUAGGGAUGAAACAGGUGCUAGUCCCACCUCAUGGGCUAUUUGGACAAGAGCUUGGACUGCAGAAGAAAACCGACAUGGCGAUCUUCUGAACAAAUACCUUUACUUGUCUGGCCGUGUUGACAUGAGGCAGAUCGAGAAGACGAUUCAGUACUUGAUCGGAUCAGGAAUGGAUCCGCGGACAGAGAACAAUCCUUACCUUGGCUUCAUCUACACUUCAUUCCAAGAGAGAGCGACCUUCAUCUCUCACGGAAACACAGCCCGCCAAGCCAAAGAGCACGGGGACUUGAAACUUGCCCAAAUCUGUGGCACGAUAGCCGCAGACGAGAAGCGUCAUGAAACUGCCUACACCAAGAUAGUUGAAAAGCUCUUUGAGAUUGAUCCUGACGGUACUGUCAUGGCCUUCGCAGACAUGAUGAGGAAGAAAAUCUCAAUGCCGGCUCACUUGAUGUACGAUGGGCGCAACGACAACCUCUUUGACAACUUCUCUUCCGUGGCUCAGAGGCUCGGUGUUUACACCGCCAAAGACUACGCAGACAUUCUCGAGUUUUUGGUUGGCAGGUGGAGAAUCCAGGACUUGACCGGGCUUUCAGGUGAAGGAAACAAGGCACAAGACUAUUUAUGCGGACUGUCUCCAAGGAUCAGGAGAUUGGAUGAGAGAGCUCAAGCAAGAGCCAAGAAAGGACCCAAGAUUCCAUUCAGUUGGAUACAUGACAGAGAGGUGCAGCUCUAA